UUUGAAAGACAGGUAGAUUUCAACAAUUUUCACAAUACUCUAUUAACUUUGAAUAAUAUACUUAGAUAUGAAGGACUAUACAAUUGCCGUAUUGGGAUGUGGUGUUAUGGGAACUGCUGUGACAUCAGCAAUUCUUAAGACCAAAUUUGAUCCAUACCCAGCUAAAAUUAUCUGUUGUACUGGAUCCGAAACUCUGGCCAAGAACUUAACUGCUAAGCUUGACGGUGGCGAUUUAAUAGAGACUUCUUUCGGGAAGGAAUCCAACAACAAGGCCGUUGCAAGAGCCGACGUUAUUAUCUUGGGAUGUAAGCCAUUCAUGUGUGAAGAAGUGUACAACCAAGUAAAGGACUCUUUGACUGGGAAGCAAUUGGUCAUUUCUCUUCUUGCUGGUUGGACUAUUGAACAAUUGAGAAUAUUUUCUCCUUACAUUGCCAGAGUUAUGACCAACACCCCAGCUCAAUUUGGAUGUGGUAUGGCUGUUGUUUCCUUUUCUCCAGAAGCUGAAGAAGAAUACCAAGACUUGGUGAUGAAGUUGACCGAUCCAGUCGGUAAGGCUAUCAAACUUCCAGAAAAGAACAUGGAUGCAGCCACUUCCUUGGUCGGUUCUGGACCUGCGUUCUGCUUGCUUGUUAUGGAAGCCUUGAUCGAUGGUGGUGUUCGUAUGGGGAUUCCAUUUGCAGCAGCAAAGGAAUGUGCUGCAAAGGUCAUGGAAGGAACUGCCAAGAUGGUGAUAGAGACUGGAGAACACCCAGCAGUUUUGAGAAGUAAGGUGUGUACCCCAGGGGGUACCACCAUUGGUGGCUUAAUGAAAAUGGAAGAUGCUGGUGUUAGAAGUGGGAUUGCUAGAGGUGUUGAAGAAGCAGCAAACAUUGCCACUUCUUUAGGAAAGAAGAAAUAAACCUAGAAAUUGAAACUUUAAACUCAUCUUGUAUAUUUAUUUAUGCUUAUCAUUAUCUAUAAAAAUAAAAC
Messenger RNA from [Candida] anglica, 969 nucleotides. Lineage: Eukaryota; Fungi; Ascomycota; Pichiomycetes; Serinales; Debaryomycetaceae. The record is from the annotation of a GenBank genome assembly.